AUGUCUAUAAAGCGUCUUGAUCAAAUCGAAAAACACUUAUCUACUAUGGCUUCAACGAAUUCACUUUUUCAUGAAGUUCCCCUUGCUCCUCCAGACGUUAUUUUCAACCUUACUGCCAAGUAUAAGGCAGAUACUUUUGCUCAAAAAGUUAACUUGGGUGUAGGAGCGUAUCGUGACGAUGCAGGAAAACCCUGGGUGUUACCUGUUGUUAAAAAGGUUGAACAAGCCUUGGUAAAUGAUCCUUCACGAGAUCAUGAAUAUCUCCCUAUAUUGGGUCUUGCAACUUUCAGAGAAGCAUCAAUUAGAUUAAUACUUGGCGCAGAUAGUCCCGCUAUCAAAGAAAAUAGAGUUACAGCUGCUCAGACGAUAUCUGGUACGGGAGCUAAUCAUCUUGGUGCUCUCUUUUUGUCAAGAUUUUAUUCUAAAGAAGUUCCUAUUUACUUGUCUAAUCCAACUUGGGCAAAUCACAAGCCAAUCUUUAAUAAUGUCGGUUUGGAGACAAGAAAUUACGCUUAUUUUAACCCAAAAGAUAAUGGUUUGGAUAUUGAUGGGUUUCUAUCAGACCUUAAGGCUGCGCCUGAAAGAUCAAUUGUUCUAUUACAUGCUUGUGCUCAUAAUCCAACCGGCGUUGACCCUACACAAGAUCAAUGGAAAGCAAUUGCUGAUGUUAUCGAGUCAAAGAAACUUUUCCCAUUUUUUGAUUGUGCAUAUCAAGGAUUUGCUAGUGGAGAUUUAGAUCGUGAUGCUUGGGCUGUGCGAUACUUUGUUGAACGCGGUUUCGAAUUGCUUAUCUGUCAAUCUUAUGCGAAAAACUUUGGUUUAUAUGGACAACGUGCUGGUUGCUUAACUUUCGUGUUAAAAAAUUCUGACGCUGCCGCUCGCGUAAGUAGUCAACUCGCCAAAUUGCAACGUUCUGAAAUCUCCAACCCCCCAGCACAUGGCGCUCGUAUAGUUGAUAGGGUAUUAAAUAACCCCGAACUUUAUGCUGAAUGGGUUGAAAAUCUCCGAGAAAUGAGUUCUCGUAUUAAAAAUAUGCGUGAUGCUUUACGUGAUUGUCUUAUCAAAUCUAAUACCCCGGGAAAUUGGGAUCAUAUUACAAACCAAAUUGGAAUGUUUUCUUUUACUGGACUUAAAGCUCCACAGGUCGCGGUUCUUAAAGAGAAAUUUCAUAUUUAUCUUACAGAUAAUGGACGUAUUUCGAUGGCUGGAUUAUCCACAUCAAAUGUGGAAUACGUUGCAAAUUCUAUAAAUCAUGUUGUAAAUAAUGUAGCUUAA
Molecule: messenger RNA, 1275 nt
Organism: Funneliformis caledonium
Lineage: Eukaryota; Fungi; Glomeromycota; Glomeromycetes; Glomerales; Glomeraceae
Source: the annotation of a GenBank genome assembly